AUGCGAAUCUUUGCUCUUAUUCUACUUGUUCAGCUUUUGGAAUCUACACGGUUCAGGAAUCUUCCAACACUCCAAGGAUCGGUUCAGUCUUUGGUGGACACUCAUUUCGGGCUACAGUACUGCAAAAUACCAAAGACUGGCAGCACGAUAACCCGAACAAUCCUUUGUGACAUCUUUCGAGAGUAUCGAGGAAUGAAUUUCACCCAAGAAUUCACCGAUAAUCAAACUGGUGAAAAUGCUUGUGUGGCAAAUGCAUGGUUUCCCGAUGAUGGGGAAACAAUUUGGAAAAAGCCACGCCGUGUGACGAAAUUCACGUUAGUGCGAGAUCCCGUUGACCGAUUCGUUUCGUUAUAUGGACAUUUUUGCGGAAUCCUGAAAAGAUGCGGUGAUCGAA
Molecule: messenger RNA, 394 nt
Organism: Mesorhabditis belari
Lineage: Eukaryota; Metazoa; Nematoda; Chromadorea; Rhabditida; Rhabditidae
Source: the annotation of a GenBank genome assembly